Molecule: messenger RNA, 327 nt
Organism: Guillardia theta CCMP2712
Lineage: Eukaryota; Cryptophyceae; Pyrenomonadales; Geminigeraceae
Exons: 5
Coding region: 1-327 (108 amino acids)
Source: RefSeq, a predicted model, not a curated record
AUGGCAGGAGGGGAUGGGGUUAGUAUGGGACUAGGAAGGGAAUGGAAGGGAAGAAGACAGAUGGUCUUCUCCCUCCUGUGGAACUUGACUGGAUCCGAUCCCUAUGAGGUGAACGAGCUCGGACAGUCAUGCAGAACCUCUUUUGCGAAUGAGGGCCCGGCUGUUGUUCUCGGAUGCAAUGCCGACGCAUCGGGAAGAUCAUGGGACACAUGGAAGGGAAAAAAGACGGCAGUCGCCACCUUAGAGCCAUACUGGGAGAACCCGUGGGGUGCACCUGGAGGCUCGACGUGGGGCAAGCCUGCGAAUGUCGGGACCAACUAUUAUUGA